UGAAAUAGUUGUGAGAGAGUGCUCUCAAACUAUCCCGAUCUCUCUCUGUGAAUCUCUGAGUUUCUCUUCGACAACAAUGGCGACUCCGACCCAUUUGCUUAAGGAUGAGCUCGACAUUGUGAUCCCUACCAUACGAAACCUCGACUUCCUCGAGAUGUGGAGGCCGUUCCUCCAGCCCUACCACUUGAUCAUUGUCCAGGACGGCGACCCCACCAAGACCAUCAAGGUCCCCGAGGGCUUUGACUAUGAACUCUACAACCGUAACGACAUUAACAGAAUGCUUGGCCCUCGCUCCAAUUGCAUUUCCUUUAAGGACUCCGCUUGCCGUUGCUUCGGUUACAUGGUCUCCAAGAAGAAGUACAUCUUCACCAUUGACGAUGAUUGCUUUGUUGCACAAGACCCAUCUGGCAAACUAGUGAAUGCACUGGAGCAGCACAUCAAGAACCUUCUUUGCCCAUCCACCCCAUUUUUCUUCAACACCCUCUAUGACCCUUUCAGAGAGGGUGCGGAUUUCGUCCGUGGAUACCCUUUCAGUCUCCGUGAGGGUGUCCCAACUGCUGUUUCUCAUGGUCUUUGGCUCAAUAUCCCCGAUUAUGAUGCACCUACUCAGCUUGUGAAGCCUCUUGAGAGGAACACCAGGUAUGUGGAUGCUGUUCUGACAAUUCCAAAAGGCACCCUGUUCCCCAUGUGUGGUAUGAAUUUGGCUUUCGACCGUGAUCUCAUUGGCCCUGCAAUGUACUUCGGACUCAUGGGUGAUGGCCAGCCAAUUGGACGUUACGAUGAUAUGUGGGCUGGCUGGUGUAUCAAGGUGAUCUGUGACCAUUUGGGGCUGGGAGUGAAGACAGGUCUGCCUUAUAUCUAUCACAGCAAGGCAAGUAACCCAUUUGUGAACCUGAGGAAGGAAUACAAAGGCAUCUUCUGGCAGGAAGAGAUCAUCCCUUUCUUCCAGGCCGCUGUUCUCCCCAAGGACUGCACCACUGUGCAAGCCUGCUACAUCGAACUGUCCAAACAGGUGAAGGACAAGCUCGGCAAGGUAGAUCCCUACUUUGACAAGCUGGCCGAUGCCAUGGUCACAUGGAUUGAAGCUUGGGAUGAGCUCAACCCAAGCGGACCUGGUGCUAAAAUAGCAAAAUAAGUUUUUGUUUUAACAUAAACUGAAAAAUGAUUGAACUGCUAUUGCUCUUAUAUUACUGUACUUGGCAUUGUCAUUAGUUUAGUCACUGUAUCUUUUAUCCUCCUGAGCCAUUUUGGUCAGGGCUUGAAUUUUCGGCAGAUGUAACUUUAUUUAUUAACUUCGUCCAAUGAGGAUAGUGCAAUAAAAAAUAUAUGUAGCUGGUUUAGCAUUUCAUUCUACA
Rosa rugosa (rugosa rose) is the source of this 1355-nucleotide messenger RNA. RefSeq names its product probable UDP-arabinopyranose mutase 2. The record is from RefSeq and is a predicted model, not a curated record. Gene Ontology annotation, cellular component: cytosol; Golgi apparatus. The transcript is spliced from 4 exons. NCBI's taxonomy places the organism in Eukaryota, Viridiplantae, Streptophyta, Magnoliopsida, Rosales, Rosaceae. Gene Ontology annotation, molecular function: UDP-arabinopyranose mutase activity. Gene Ontology annotation, biological process: plant-type cell wall biogenesis; UDP-L-arabinose metabolic process. Bases 77 to 1135 code for a protein of 352 amino acids.